GUUCGCGUUUGGCUGACGGUUCGUCCGUUCGAUUGGACGGGACCUGCGAUUCUCGUUCGACCGGCGCUAACGGUUACCAUUCGCGAUCGUCGUCGGGUGUCGAGGUGUCGGUGUCGUUUCGCAAGAACAAACGCUCCGGUGGCCGGACGGGUGAACGUUUUCGGCGAUCGUCGAUCCAUCGGGCCCCCCCAGGGAUCGCUGAACGACGACAAGUAAAUUUCCACCGUUUCGCGAAACCGCUCAACCGCGAUAGUUUUUUUUCCUCCCCCCCCCCUCUCUCCGGAAAAGAUAUUCCGUGUCUUCGGUGUAGGUAAGCCGCGCGCACGCACGCGACCCUCUUCGACGGGAUUUCUCGACCAGCGAUCGAAGACACGAAGGAUCUUUUCGUUGUCUCGCAUCUGGGCCAGAGAGAGAGAGAGAGAGAGAGAGAGAGAGAGAGAGAGAGAGAGAGAGAUCGCUUACGCGCUCGCCUUCGACGCGUAACCAGCUUCGAUCGGUUGAUCAUUUCGCGGCGAAUUCGAAUCAAUCCUCGGAGCGACGAACGAAACCAAGAAAAGUGGGAAACCUCGGAGAAGGUGGAGAGGAGAACGCGCGACGCUCGACGGUUCUUCCAAUGAAUUUCUUCCAAGCCACGGAACACGGAGGAGACUCUUGACGUUCGAAAAUAUUUGAGAGAGAGAAAGAGAGAGAGAGGACGGGGUCGAGAAAAAGGAGGACGAAGUAGUUUGUUAGUUGCCAGUCGGAGUUUACCGCGUGCAAAUUAGUCGCGAUUAAUAUUGUUAUCGUUGAUUGUUAUCCUCGUUUUGUACGUUUCUUGUUGUCGAUCCUCGCCACCUGACGAUGGCCGCAGUUUAGUCGGUUCGCGGUGCCAGGCGCGUAGACGAGGAUACACGAAAAAGGUGGAUCGUUCCGGGACGAUUCGUCGCGUUAUUUUUCUAUCGAUCUCUACCGACCCGUCGUCGGCGUAGAGAAACCGUUCUCGCGCUACGUGUACGAAAUUUCGCCACCGAGGCCUUGGGUAUUCGGGGGCUGUCAUCUCGAGGGAAGACGAAACGCGCACAAGCCGAACGACCCCCUGUCGGCCAAUUCGAAUAAUUCGAGUGCGCGUCGAGUUCGCCUCGAAGGCCGAAUAUCGCUCGUACCGAGCGUUGCCUCACUGGCUACCCAGACAGCCGCAGAUUCCGUCGACUGUCAGGGAUUAAUUUUCUCUCUCUCUUUCUUAACCCGGAGGAACGUGGCGACGACUUGGAGAAAGGAAGAGGAGACCCGGAAACGAAAAGGAGGGAAACGCAGCGGAAAGGAGAGAAAACGAUCGAAAGCGGUUUCUUCUUUUCUUUUAGAAGAGGUCGUAUAGAGUGCGGCGGGUGGGGGGCAGCCAAGAAACGAAGGUGAAUUACCUGUUUGUGCGCGCAAGAGCGUCGAACUUGUUAACGGGGUUCGUCGCCGGUUGCUCACCAGGGAUAAUAACGAAUACAACGAAAUAUCACGAGGACGAUCGACGACCAACGAGAGAAGAAGGGUCGCGAUCACGGUCGUGAGAAAACACACACACAGGGGGGCGAAACGAAUCAUGCGAUACGACUCGUUGUGGAACGGGUUCAGGGCUCGAAGCAACGAAAUAACGGAGGAGAACGAGAACUCUCGAUCGGAGUAAUCGAGAUUCGAACACUGGUCCUCUGGAAGCAUAUAUACAUAUAUAUUACGUUUGGGUACCAAGGAGGGUCCCCGAUAGAUCGGAAUCAACGACUCGCGGUUACGAUUCGGUGAAACACGGUUAAAACCCGGUAGAAGGAGGGAUCCGUCUGCGAUCGGUUGGAAUCGAUCGAAGCCGUGCACGGCAAACUUUUCCUCCUUUAGUUCGGUUUGCCGGCGAACGAUCGAAUAUGGAAAUCGCAGCCUCUGCAAUGUUGGAUGGCCUGAAAAAUAAUCGAAUCAGCAAGUUGGCACUGUCGCGGUUCUUGUCGCAGAGUCUAGAGAAGAGAUCUACGCAUCUUGGAAGAGAGUGAGGCGUGCGGGGGCACGCGACUCGCGCGUCUUCGAAAUCGUACGAACGGACUAAUUGCACGCGUUUCCGGGAAAUGUGAACGCGGUUACGCGCGAUAGUCGUGACUGUAAACAGUUUUGGAACGAUAGAAACCAUGUGGGCUGCCGUCUCGAGGUCUUUGGAAAUACUGGUUGCCUUCUUCGAGUAUUACACCGCCAGAACGACCGGUAGUCCGGCGAACAAGGCGGCGGGUACGACCGGUGGAACCGGCGUCGGAGGAAGCGGCGUGGUCGGGUCGAGCGCAGGAAGCGCAGGAGCGAGCGGAUCGACGUCGAGCGCAGCACUAGGUGGCAGUGGUUCCGGGUCGGGGUCGGGGUCUGGGUCGGGGUCUGGCUCCGGAUCCGGCAUCGGGAAUGCAAACGCUGGAACCAGCGGCAUCGGGUCAGGCGCGAACGCCAUUUCCGGCAGCGGCGUCGCCGGCGUCGCCGCUGGGACGGGGGAGCCCCGCACGCCGACCGCUGGCGCGCAAAACAAACAGCUGCAGAAUGUCAAAGGGGAUCACCCGUCGAAAGCUUUCCUACAAAGCAGAUCCAUGUCCUUGGUCGACAUGUACAUCGACAACUCGGAACCUAGCGAAAACGUUGGCCAAAUUCAUUUCAGCCUGGAGUACGACUUUCAGAAUACCACGCUCAUCCUUCGUAUUAUACAGGGUAAAGAUUUGCCGGCGAAGGAUCUGUCCGGGACGUCCGACCCUUACGUUCGCGUGACCCUUCUGCCGGACAAAAAGCACCGGCUCGAGACGAAGAUAAAAAGGCGCACGCUGAACCCACGGUGGAACGAGACGUUCUACUUCGAAGGUUUCCCGAUUCAAAAGUUGCAGAGCAGAGUGCUGCAUUUACACGUGUUCGACUACGAUCGAUUCUCGAGGGACGAUUCCAUCGGGGAGAUGUUUCUGCCUCUCUGCCAGGUCGACUUCUCGGAGAAACCUAACUUUUGGAAAGCUCUUAAGCCUCCGGCAAAGGACAAAUGCGGAGAGCUAUUAUGCUCGUUGUGCUAUCAUCCGAGCAAUUCCGUGCUGACUCUGACGCUCAUGAAAGCAAGGAACCUGAAGGCGAAGGAUAUCAACGGGAAGUCAGAUCCUUACGUGAAAGUGUGGCUGCAAUUCGGCGACAAGAGAAUCGAGAAACGAAAGACCCCGAUAUUCAAGUGCACUCUGAACCCGGUUUUCAACGAAGCGUUCUCCUUCAACGUGCCCUGGGAAAAGAUUCGUGAGUGUUCGUUGGACGUGAUGGUAAUGGACUUUGAUAACAUCGGCCGGAACGAGCUGAUCGGACGGAUCCAACUGGCAGGGAAAAAUGGCAGCGGGGCGAGCGAAACGAAACAUUGGCAGGACAUGAUCACGAAGCCACGGCAGACGAUCGUACAGUGGCAUCGGCUCAAGCCGGAGUAAAACGUUCGAGUGCGCGGCAUAAUUCUGUAUUUCGCGGGAGCGAAAUCGUCGAUCUUAACCUAGACCAGUACCUCCCGAUCUCUCGAACCUACUCGACUUUGGUAUUCGUUGUCCUCCGACGGCGCGAAAACCGAUCGAAAACCGUUCUCAAACGUCGUCGUCGCGAGUCGACUUCGCUAAAUUUUGGCUUCGUAGCCAACUCGGUGAAAAGAAGCCGCGAUCGUCGACCAAACGCGUAUCUGUUUCUCCCCUGUUCUUUUUACGUUUCUUUUCUUUUUCUUUUAGAUUAACCGUUUCGCGGAAAACGGAAAGAUCGAGCGUGCGCCAUCGAACGUGGCGCCCUCUGCUUUCCGACGAUACGACGCCACGGACACCGCGUGGUCUCCGGGUCGACGAUGCCCCGGCGAAGGCGAUGAUACAAUUUCCAUACUUGAUUCGCGUAUUUACGAAAUAUCCCCCGCUACUUCGUUACCACGUCCACGGCCGUGGCGCUUUACAUAUUUCGCCACGGCCAUCGAUACUUCCCGUUUCGUUUUUUUCUCCCCUUAUUUCCCUUCGUGCACGACAACGACUCACGGCGAACGUAUAUAUUCGAAAUCACCUCUGACACGAACGACAACAAGAGAGCUCGUUUUCCACGCGAGAUUGCGUGCCGCGGGCGUAUACAUACAUUCGAGCGGCCAAGACGCUCGAAAACGUGACCGAUCGAUGUUACUUUCGCGACUAUUAUUGACAUUUACAUCGAACGUUAUUUUUAUGACUGUUUUGCACGCGUAAGUACGUACCGAGUACGUAAUACCGUUGCUUCGAAUAUAACCCGUUGACGCGAUCAAGCGUUUCCUAUGUCUCGUGUAUCCGGUGUCUUUCGAUUCCAGCGCCAUCCAACCAUCCGUCAAAACCCCGACCCCACCCCCCCCCCCCUGAAAUCGAACGGAAACGUCGCGAAACACCGAUUGUUCGAGCCACCAGUUCGACCGAACGUUUCUUUUUUUCUCAUCGGCGCUGCGGACUAAGCAGGUCGUCGGCGGUCGAUGCGGUCGAAAACGUUAGAGAAAGAGCUGUAAAACGAAAAAAAAAAACCGGGACUCGACAAUUCGGUACCAUUUUCCGUUCUUGUAUCGCCACCGAAUCCUCGAUAUCGAUCGACGUACACCGUUUCACUUACUCUUCGCCCCUCUGUCUCCCACCGCCCCCUCACCGCCACCCACACCCUCUCGUCUGUCACAUAUGCCCAAAGAUUGGACACGUGUGCUCGCACCGUUUGUCCUUGUUCCCCCCUCCCCUCCCCUCUCCACCCACCACCCCUUACCCUCAACCCCAAAACUCCCGUCCAUCCACCCAGUUCGCCCCCAACUCUUCUUCUGUUUUUACCCUCGCUUUUUUUCUUGUUUCGUCCGUUCCCUCGAUCCUCUUCGCGUCGCGUCGCCCGUUUUAAUUUUCGACGAGCGAUCGGAACGGGACACCGGGACGUAAUGUUGAAUUCUUACUAGUAGAAAACGAUAAAGCAGUGAUAUUUUUGACGGAACUUUUGUAUCGACAAAGUCGGAGAUUUUUUGGAAGCGACGAAAAUUGUGAUCGGUGUUAUACCUUGAAUUAAUCUUAAGAGUUACACAUCCAAAUAGUUUGCUGUUGUUGACGAUAAAAGAAAAAAAAAAAUACGUAGAGAACGAUCAUCAUCCCCCUGUAUGAUCGACAGAUUCAGAUUUUUUGCAGCAAUUGCAGAUUUUCGCGAAAUAUAUAUAUACAUAUACAUAUAUGUAUUUGCGCUCGGUGAGUGUGAAUGUGCGUGUGCGUUUGCGUGUGCAAUGUCGAACGAGAGAAAGAGAGAGAGAGAGAGAGAGAGAGAGUGAAAUACUACGGCGCCGCGUGAAAGGGUUACUUGUAACAAGAACGAGACAGUGCUAGAUCACGAGCGUCGAACACAACCAAACCAAAAAAAAAAAAAAAACCCCCCCGUAGCUUUAGGUUUACGCGCGUAGAUGAUGCGUAUCGCGCCUCAAGAGUGUACCGCGACGUCGCGAACAAAAAAACUGAAAUGAAAAAAAAAGAGUAAGAGACAAAGAUGGUAGCGCGACCACCGCAGUCGACGAAUAUUUUUACAUUCAACGAUUAUUGCGAGCUAACGAAUUGCAAACGAUUUCCGCGCGAGCGUGGUCGCGUGCGCGCGUAACUCGUUUUAACAAUGUCACGUCGUUAAAUCACACGAACACAACGACAACGUACACAAACCAUACACACACGAACACGUACACAUUCAGAGACAGGGCGUACGCAGCGCGACGCACAAAAAAUUCGGACAGGUCUGCACGUACACGCAUCGCAUAUGUGUACACGCAAGUAUCGACUAGCACAAACAAGAAAAAAAAAAUGGUAAAAAAAUACAGUUAGACUAACGUUUGUAUGUUGUGUAGAGACAGUGUAUUAUACCGUUGCACACGAAAUGCAGAAAAAAAAAAAAAAUAAUUUCAACUGGUGAAUUUCGAUUUUUGGCGCGAACUCGUCGAAACGGGACGCGUUGAAGCGUUUACGAGCGAGAGGGGGGAGGGGGGAGGGGGAGGAGGGGGGAAGGGGAACGUUCACGAGCAAUUAUACGCGACUUGGAAAGUCCCCUAUUGAUCAAGUGCCAAAAACAACUACGCGCGGACCUCUGCUUUUCUUCGAUCGUCGCGCGCUCGUACGAAUUGUCGCGUUCGUGACAACAACAACAAAAAAAAAGAGCUUAAAAAGAGUACCGUGCAUUAUCGAGUAACGUCCGAGCACGUACGAUAAUGGUCGACAGACGUUGAACGUUGCUCCGUGUACACGUAGACUUUAGUCGUGUCAGUUGUUCUGUGCUAGAGCCAACUAUUUCACGUGUGCACGGAUUACACGUGUAUUGUUCGGCCGAGCGAAAUUGAGGUUGCAGACGCGCAUGCGUGAACCGGCGCGGAGUCCUGUGGAUCCCCCGCCACUUUCCAUUCCGUGCUUGAACGUAUGAACUUACAUCGCUGUACUCCUCUACCCCCACUGCUACUCUACACCUACGUCACAUGGUACGAGUUUGCAUCUUACGUUUGAUUUAAGACAGUUAUUUGUCCCCUCUACCUUCCGUUUGUUCGCGGUUCUGAAUCGUGAAGUCGCUGCCUCGUUAUGUACACCUGCCCCGCUACUUAGUCUUAUGGUAGCACCCCGCUCAUCGCUUUUCUAAGUGAUAUCAACCCUUUCGCUGCCUAUCGCCUCUGUCGCCACCUGUGGUACCGUUUCAAAAGUUCAUACGAUCUAUUAUUACACCGGAUGUUGUUUACGUUUUAAUCGCAUAUACCGGUUAUUGAAUAGUUAAUCUUUCGCUCGACACAAACACCGGUACAUCAGUAACAAAUAUUUUGUUUCGCUCGACGGGCUUUAUCUCGCGAUGUAUUUGCAAUUUUUAUUCGGUUGAUGCUUAACGAAGUGAUUUCGCAAUAUUCUUACAUUAUUGGUAUAAAGUUUUCGUAGUAUUUAUAACUGCUAAGAUCACUCGGCUGUAUAAUUAUAUCUCCGUGCUCUUUGAUAUUUACAUAGUUUAUUGUACGUUUAUAUUUUAUUGUUUUGGUUGAAGUUUCCCUAUCCACCAAGCGCAGCAAUCCCGAGACCUCACUCUCGCUGGGCCAAACUAUACACGUGAAAUUUCGAUUAUGCGUAUUUCAACGAACGACAGUUAUUUCAGACGAUAUUAAUAGAUGGAUAAAAUAUUGCUCCUUGUUUCACAUGAUAUGAAUAGAUGAGGAAACGAUAACAUAUCUUAUUUCACGUAUAUUUAAUGCAAAGUUAAACAAAUUUCUGCUUAAAUUCUUACCAAUAAAUAACGAACCUAAAUAACAUAUCAAUGCAGUAUAAAAACUUUGUUUAAUUUGACUUUUAUUUAUUAUUACUUUAAUCGUCACUUUUCACGAACAAUCGAUCAUAACUAUUGAGUUAUUGAUCUUCCUCAUGAUUUCGACUAUUCCUUGUCAGAUUCUCAUGAAAAAAUUACGAAGCAGUUAUGCAAUUAUCCAUUGCUAUUACUAAACAAAUAUAUUACCCACUAUUUGCAAUUGAUAACAGUAUUCACUCAUAAGAAUUAUUUCUUAGACAAUGAAUAGACAAUUUGCCCGUAUUCUCUGGUUAAAUGAUAAAAAUAAUUUAUUCCUAUUUUUGGUCUAAAAAAUAUAGUAAAUAUUUUUCCAGUCAAUUGCGUUAAAAAAUGUUAUAAUUAAAUAGUUAUUACAAUAAAUAGCAGGUAACGGAAUAUUUGUCUUGGUAAUGCCAUUGGUGGUUGCACAAUAACUUCAUAAUUUCCUGAUGAGGGCUCGAAGAAGAAAAUGGAAGCAUCAAGAUUGAAAUUUCGUUUGUAAUUGUUUUAAAUCGAUUAUUACAGAACAACGAAUCAGUUAUUUAAUCGUAUCAGUCAAUUAACGCCGUUUAUAUAUUGUGAAAUAAGGAGCAGACCUCUCUUCGUGAAAUAUAUCGAUCCAUAUUUGAUUGCAAGAAGAGAGGGUCGAUACUGUUUUCCAAUACACGUACUGUCCAUCCACGAAAAAAGAGGCUACCAAGCGUUUAGACCCGUAAAUGAAACCUAAUGUCGUAAAACUUGAACAGAAUAUCAACGAAGAAUACAUUUCUCGAUUACAAGACUUCUAUUUAGACAUCGAUGCUAGUUUCUUUUAUUCUUAAGAAGAACAUAGAACAUACUAUUAUAUUAUUCCUAUUCUUAAAGAGUUUUAGUGAGAACCUCUGUUUGAAGCAUAUUUCAAAAGCUUGGCAGCCAUCUUGUUGUGGACGAACAGUGCAAGAUCGUAGUCGCUAAUUUAUUCGACGUAUCAUUUCCUUCGGGUUAAUUUUACGUAAUUGAUACGUUUAAGAAUAACGAAACGCAAACCAUCAUAGGCUCUAGUCUGUGCAUACCGGGUGGAUGACGAUCACCGGUACAGACUCGUCGACAGAUCAACGACAACGGUCGCGAACGUUUAUCGGCUCCAACGCGUUCCGUCGCGACGCUGUGAGCGCGCGUUAAUUCUAAAACAAAAAAAAAAAAACUUUUAGAGCCAAACGAAUCGUCGAGAUUAGGUAGGGUAUACAGCUAACAGUACGCGUUAGUUCGAACUGGAUGCGAAUUGGGCCUUAUACCAUGGAUUACCUCAAUCGUAAGCGGCUUACGAGUCAAGUUCGAGUUUGCGAUAAACGAUAGCGAGCGCUAAUAGGAUUUUAAUACGCGCGAGAAGAAGAAUACAAAAAAAAAAAUAAAAUAAAAAAAAAAAAAAUAAUAAAAAAAAAUAAUAAUAACGCGUCGUCGUUGCUCGACGUUUACGAGCUUAGCGAUCGAAUCCCUUUACCGAAUCCGAGUUACCGGUUCAGCUGGUCGCGGUAGAAUCGCGUAUUACAGUACCAGUGAAACGAUUAAUAACUACUUCAUGUUGUAGAGUUUUAACCAGAUCGGUGUUCUUUGGUCCUCGCGAUGAUACUCGAUGCUCUGUGAAAGGCACUUCGAUAGUUCAGGGUUGAACAUUCUUAAUUUGACUAUUUUGCGUGGCAAUUUUGUUUGGAACUGUACUUGGAAAGAAUUAUAUUGUUUUAUAUUAUCGUAGUUAUCGUCGUGAAGUUAUUUAAUUUGUUUCAUGCUUUGGAACAUUUCUAUGAAAUAUCGAAAUAAUUGAAGAAUUUUUUUAAUAUUUAGAACAUCGUAGAAAUUAUAAACGACGUGUUCUACUUAUUUUUAUAAAUUCACACACUUUGGAUAGUCUUCGUGGCUUUUCGUUUUCGAGAAAGGAAAAUUAUUCUCUAUAAAACUAUACUUAUAAAAAUUAUAGUUUACCCUUAUAUUAAUAAUUGGUGAAAUAUCCCAAUUUUACGUCUAUUUGCGAUCUUAGAGUAAAAAUUUAUAACUUUUAAUUUAAAUGUAUUUAUACGCUUGUUCGAAUGUCCACGUUACAAAAUUAUUAUCAUGAAUAUCGAUCGACUAAAAAAAUCUAUUGUUUGAAUUUUAACGCGCCUAUUUCUAUCCAGAAUUUCUUUAAUUUUCGAGAAUAUUCUUGUCAUUUUAAAAAGAUACGAUCCUAAUAGAAGUUAGUAUCAUUUUUCUAUUUUUUUAAUCUCGUGCACGUGGCAUCGUCCAGUGAGACCAAAGAACAGCGAACGUUUUCGAAACUCUACGAUAAAUCUAAUCUCAUGUGCGCAAAUCUUCUCCGAGGAACGGUCGAUAUCUUCGGUCUCUCGCCCUCUUUCUUCUAUAUCGUGGUUUCAUUUAGUCGGCGAACAACAACAACAACACCAACAACAACAACAAAAAAACAACCACAGAACAAAAGUAAACGAGAAAAAACAAAAACAAUGAAAAAAAAGUAAAACGCGUACCGAUUCGGCGGAGCUGUAUCCGAACGUGAACGAGGGGAAUGCGAGCAGGAAGGGGGGGGGGAGAGAGUGAAAAAGGGUGGGAGAACACGCUCGGAGUGUGUCGUUGGAACGCGCGCGCGACUAUAGAUCCUGAGAGCCGCUGAGAGACAAAGCCGUGAAACUCGUGAAUAAAAACAGUAAAAAUAACCCAAAAAAAGAAAAAAAAAAUGAUGAAAAAAAAAGUAUAUAUAAAAGAGAUAACCAUGAAAAGCGAUGGAAGGAACCGAGGCGGCUUGGAACGCAUAUCAAACGGUGGAGACGAAGGCGGCAGAAAAUAUGUAUAGGGAAAUACGUAGUUAGAGAAUGUAGCGGAUACAAAGUGAUGCAUUCUUCGCUCACUGGACACGCGCGGGGGGCGCUCGAAGGAUCGACUAUCGAGUGUCACGGAAACGGAGACGAAAGUGAAUUUUUUUUUUAUUUCUCUAAGGGAUGAAAGGGGUAGAAAAUUAUCAGCGAUCGAUCGUUCGAGGCUGGUCCCUCACGCGUGUCCGGUCCUCGCAGCGCGCAACACUGUAUAUUUUUUAGCUUCGUAUUGCAUACACGUACGUUACAAAAUCGAUCGUAUCGAGAGAACAGAUCAAACAACUAAACUAACCUAUGUACUCGUGGAUGUUAACAAAAAGACGAAAAAACAGCGGACAAAAAAUAAGCAAAAGAGCCGCGCAGCGCGCGGAGAAGAAACCGUAGCGCGCGGGCGUUUUAGAGAUGCGUGGCGUUUUCUGGCGGCGAUGUCCGCGGCCAGUUCUUGCGCACCAGCUCUGUCGGUCUGGCUACGGGUUUAAAAACGUCGUAUCGUUUCCGUGUCGUAGUGUCCCCUACUGUUAUCCCCCUCCCCCAGGUGCCCACAAGCCCGCCCACCACCCCCGUCGAAGCGCAUCAAUUAAACUCUUUGCCGCUUAGCCGUAAUCUCGAUAUCGCUGUGUGUUUUCCUUCGUGAUAUCGUUUUGCGUUCAAGUGCAGA
This is a messenger RNA of Colletes gigas, 10782 nucleotides long. It is a transcript of the gene Syt7, whose product is annotated as synaptotagmin-7. NCBI's taxonomy places the organism in Eukaryota, Metazoa, Arthropoda, Insecta, Hymenoptera, Colletidae. The record is from RefSeq and is a predicted model, not a curated record. Gene Ontology annotation, cellular component: synapse; axon; membrane. Bases 2139 to 3434 code for a protein of 431 amino acids. Gene Ontology annotation, biological process: calcium-ion regulated exocytosis; regulation of dopamine secretion; regulation of calcium ion-dependent exocytosis. The transcript has 9 exons. Gene Ontology annotation, molecular function: calcium-dependent phospholipid binding; phosphatidylserine binding; calcium ion binding.